Elephantulus edwardii (Cape elephant shrew) is the source of this 1331-nucleotide messenger RNA. RefSeq names its product adaptor-related protein complex 3, mu 2 subunit (gene AP3M2). The transcript has 8 exons. The record is from RefSeq and is a predicted model, not a curated record. Gene Ontology annotation, biological process: endocytosis; intracellular protein transport. Gene Ontology annotation, cellular component: cytoplasmic vesicle; clathrin adaptor complex. Lineage: Eukaryota; Metazoa; Chordata; Mammalia; Macroscelidea; Macroscelididae. Bases 75 to 1331 code for a protein of 418 amino acids.
AGGGUUGAAAUCCUCCAGAAUCCUGAGGCUUACAGACUGAGAAACUAUUUCCCUUUUCAUUGAUAAUCUCCACCAUGAUUCAUAGCCUUUUCCUGAUCAACUCUUCUGGGGAUAUUUUCUUGGAGAAGCAUUGGAAAAGUGUGGUCAGCCGUUCUGUUUGUGAUUAUUUUUUUGAGGCACAAGAAAGAGCUACAGAGGCAGAAAAUGUGCCUCCAGUUAUCCCUACCCCUCACCACUAUCUCUUAAGCGUUUAUCGCCAUAAGAUUUUCUUCGUGGCCGUCAUCCAGACAGAGGUUCCACCUCUGUUUGUCAUUGAGUUUCUUCAUCGAGUUGUGGACACAUUUCAGGAUUAUUUUGGAGUCUGCUCAGAGCCAGUGAUCAAAGAUAAUGUUGUUGUGGUUUAUGAAGUAUUGGAAGAGAUGCUUGACAAUGGGUUUCCAUUGGCUACAGAGUCGAACAUUCUCAAAGAACUGAUAAAGCCUCCCACUAUACUUCGGACAGUUGUCAACACUAUAACAGGAAGCACCAAUGUGGGUGACCAACUUCCCACUGGGCAGCUGUCAGUGGUGCCUUGGAGAAGGACUGGGGUGAAAUAUACCAACAAUGAGGCCUAUUUUGAUGUGAUUGAAGAAAUCGAUGCCAUUAUUGAUAAAUCAGGUUCCACAAUUACUGCUGAGAUACAGGGCGUGAUUGAUGCAUGUGUCAAGCUGACUGGAAUGCCAGACCUUACGCUUUCCUUCAUGAACCCCAGGUUGCUGGAUGAUGUCAGCUUCCAUCCUUGUGUUCGUUUCAAGCGCUGGGAAUCUGAGCGUAUCCUGUCUUUCAUCCCCCCUGAUGGAAACUUCCGUCUGCUCUCAUAUCAUGUCAGUGCACAGAAUCUGGUUGCGAUUCCAGUGUAUGUCAAACAUAACAUCAGUUUCCGGGACAGUAGUUCACUUGGACGCUUUGAAAUAACAGUUGGACCCAAGCAGACUAUGGGAAAGGCUAUAGAGGGAGUGAUAGUCACCAGCCAGAUGCCCAAGGGAGUCCUGAAUAUGAGCCUCACGCCGUCUCAGGGGAUGCACACAUUUGACCCAGUAACAAAGAUGCUAUCUUGGGAUGUGGGAAAAAUAAAUCCCCAAAAGCUACCAAGUUUGAAGGGGACCAUGAGUCUUCAGGCUGGAGCUUCAAAGCCAGAUGAGAACCCCACAAUUAACCUGCAGUUUAAGAUCCAGCAGCUGGCCAUUUCUGGACUCAAAGUGAAUCGUCUAGAUAUGUAUGGAGAAAAGUACAAACCCUUCAAGGGCAUAAAAUACAUGACCAAAGCUGGGAAAUUCCAAGUUCGAACCUGA